AUGCGGUCAUUUGACAGCCUGCAGCACUGGACUUACCCGUCAAUGCCCCAACUGGUUGCCCAGGAGUUCUUCACGAUCCGGAGAGGGAAUAAAGCAGGGAUCCAUGUGGGGUUGGUCGUUCUGUCUCAGGGUUCACCAUGUAGUGAGAAGAGCGUGGACUUCGAUUCAGGAUAUUCAGAGGCAUCUUGGCAAGAUGAGGGUGUGGUUCUGCGCCGCACAAGGAACGUACGGGUUUCGUCCUCUGCCUGUGUCCGCACUAACCGCAUUCGGCCCAAAUCGACCUCGGAUGCAUGUCUGGAACGCUGGACCUCAUUUGAGGCCAGUGAACCUGAGGACUGGACCGCAUCCCUUUUGACUAGAGGCCGCAACAGGCAGCCUCUCGUGCUGGGAGACAACAGCUUUGCCGACCUCAUUAAAAACUGGAUGGACCUUCCCGAAUGUCCUGACGUGACUGAUGUAAAACCAAACUCAAGCAGCAAACUAGCCAAAGACUUUCUAGUUAACGUGAGACGGAAACUAGCCAUCAUGUCUAAGGGAAUAGACGGGCGAGGAAAGUCUGCUGAGCCUUGCACAAAGCGGAUGUCAUGUCCUGUAGGGUUUCAGAUUCCAAAGCCUUUCUUUCACCAGUCACACACUGGACUGCACCAGAUGGAAACAGACUUUUACCAGUUCAGUGCCCUCAUGAAGAGUGGGAGCAGACAGAAAGACACUCAGCAGCACCGAUAUGCAGAUUGA
Molecule: messenger RNA, 735 nt
Organism: Tachysurus fulvidraco (yellow catfish)
Lineage: Eukaryota; Metazoa; Chordata; Actinopteri; Siluriformes; Bagridae
Product: PAK4-inhibitor inka2-like
Exons: 4
Coding region: 1-735 (244 amino acids)
Cellular component (GO): nucleus
Molecular function (GO): protein serine/threonine kinase inhibitor activity; protein kinase binding
Source: RefSeq, a predicted model, not a curated record